This is a messenger RNA of Myripristis murdjan (pinecone soldierfish), 5617 nucleotides long. It is a transcript of the gene polr1a, whose product is annotated as RNA polymerase I subunit A. The transcript has 37 exons. Gene Ontology annotation, molecular function: DNA binding. Gene Ontology annotation, cellular component: RNA polymerase I complex. The record is from RefSeq and is a predicted model, not a curated record. Lineage: Eukaryota; Metazoa; Chordata; Actinopteri; Holocentriformes; Holocentridae. Gene Ontology annotation, biological process: DNA-templated transcription. Bases 250 to 5328 code for a protein of 1692 amino acids.
ACGCACCUGUAUUAUGAGAAUAUGGUAAUAUUAUGUGUUAUUUAUAUGAUUUUUAGAGGAAAUACAUAAAAAUAUUAAAGCAUGACAUAGUCAAAUGCAGUCAAAUCCCCCUACGAGCCGAGUGGAGUGGUUUCACCUGAAGUUCCCACGUGUGGACUCGGAGCAAGUUUGCGUCGCAUGUGGCUGAAGACGAGUGACAUGGAUUUACAGCAAUAAACACAAGGAGAGUGGAUAUAUAUUUUUUCCAAGAUGUUAUUUGGAAAAGAAGUGCCAUGGCGGCGCCUGGAGAGCAUGUCGUUCAGCAUGUACUCCGCCGAGGAGAUACGGAGGCUGAGUGUGAAGGCAAUCACCAACUUCAGGUUCCUCGACAGUGUUGGGAAUGUCGCUCCCAACAGCCUGUAUGACCUGGCUCUGGGGCCAGCAGACAACAAAGAGGUGUGUUCGACCUGCUGUCAGGACUUUAACAACUGUCCUGGACAUCUGGGACAUGUGGAGUUACCACUGCCUGUCUACAACCCACUGUUUUUUGAUAAACUCUAUCUGUUGAUUCGUGGCUCGUGUCUGGUGUGUCACAUGUUGACGUGUCCCAGAGCCGCCGUCCACCUGCUGCUCAACCAGCUGAAGCUACUGGAUCACGGAGCGCUGCAGGAGGUCUACGAAAUCGAGCAUGUUCUCAACCAGUACUUGGAGGGAAAUCCAAAGGCCAGCGGAGAUGAGAUCCAGGAGACACUCAUGGAAUUCACAGAUAAAAUCAUCAAAAUGAAAGCUGGUGGUUCCGAGACCAGCAAACCGAUUAAACACCUGGUUGAGAAGAAGAGCAGCUUGAUCAGUAACUUCUGGAGAAUCCACAUGAAAUCCAGGAAGUGCCCACACUGCAGCGGUGGGCGGUGUGUAGUGCGUCGGGAACACAACAGUAAGCUGAUUAUCACCAUGCCAGCAGGAGCACAGCCUAAAGGCAAUACUGAUGAAAACCUGAUGGCUGGAAAAAGGGGCUUCCUGACCCCAAGUACUGCGCAGGACCACGUCAACAAACUGUGGAGCAAAGAAGGUUUCUUCCUGAGGUGCCUAUUCUCCGGGCUGGAGGAGGGCUCAGGGUUACAGGGCUCCAAGGCAGGGUUCUGUCCUGACCUCUUCUUCUUGGAGCUGCUGGUGGUCCCACCCUGCAGAUAUCGUCCAAUCAAUCGGCUUGGUGACCAAAUGUUUACCAAUGGUCAGACAGUCAACAUGCAGGCCGUCAUGAAGGACAACGGGAUCAUCCGGAAACUACUGGCACUCAUAGCUGGAGAGAAAAAAACUCAGGAGGAGGAGGAGUCAGAACAGAUAGACCAGUCUUUUCUGUCUACCAUCCCAGGCCUGACAUUAACAGAUAAACUCUACAACAUCUGGAUCCGUCUUCAGAGCCACGUCAACAUCGUCUUUGACAGUGAUAUGGACAAACUGAUGACAGAGAAAUACCCUGGAAUCAGACAGAUCCUGGAGAAGAAGGAUGGAUUGUUCCGGAAACACAUGAUGGGCAAACGAGUGGACUACGCUGCACGAUCCGUCAUCUGUCCCGACAUGUACAUCGGGACCAACGAGAUAGGAAUACCUAUGGUGUUUGCCACCAAGCUGACGUACCCCCAGCCCGUUACUCCGUGGAAUGUGAAGGAACUCCGUCAGGCGGUUCUUAACGGGCCUAACGUCCACCCCGGGGCCUCCAUGGUGAUAAACGAAGAUGGCAAGAGAACCAUCCUAUCAGCCACGAGCUUCUCGCAGAGAGAGGCUGUUGCCAAGCAACUGCUGACACCGUGUCCUGGUCCACACAGGAUGCCCAUGAAGAUUGUGAAUCGUCACAUAAAGAAUGGAGAUGUGUUGUUAUUGAACAGACAGCCAACACUCCACAGGCCCUCCAUACAAGCCCACUGUGCCCGCAUACUGCCAGGAGAGAAGGUCCUUAGACUCCACUAUGCUAACUGCAAGGCGUACAAUGCUGACUUUGACGGAGACGAGAUGAACGCUCACUUCCCUCAGAGUGAGCUGGGCAGAGCAGAGGCGUACACAUUAGUCAGCACUGACCAGCAGUACCUGGUGCCCAAGGAUGGUAAGCCUUUAGCGGGUUUGAUCCAGGACCACAUGGUGUCGGGUACACGGAUGACAAUCCGCGGCUGUUUCUUCACCAGAGACCAGUACACUGAGUUGGUGUACAGAGGACUGACUGACAGACCAGGCAGAGUUAAGCUGCUGCCACCAGCCAUACUCAAACCACAGCAGCUCUGGACAGGAAAACAGGUGGUGUCCACCCUCUUGCUGAACGUAAUCCCUCAGAAAGCCUUGCCGCUCAACCUGAUUGGCAGGUCCAAAAUCCCCAGCAAGGCAUGGAUUCAGCUCCCUCCGAGAGCCGCACCAGGGUACCACCCUGACAGCAUGUGUGACUCUCAGGUGGUGAUUCGUCAGGGCGAGUUGUUAAUGGGUGUGCUGGACAAAGCGCACUACGGCUCCUCGGCCUAUGGCCUGGUCCACUGCUGUUAUGAGCUGUACGGAGGAGAAACCAGCGGCAAACUGCUGAGCUGCCUGGCCCGGCUCUUCACUGCCUACCUGCAGUUAUACAGAGGCUUUACUCUGGGUGUGGAGGACAUCCUGGUGAGACCGGGAGCUAACAAACAAAGGAAAAAGAUCAUAAAAGAGUCACUAAAAUGUGGCACCAAAGCACUCCAGGCUGCGUUCAACCUGCCGUCCAACGUGAGUCAAGCCGAGGCUCAGGACCGCUGGCAGGACGCUCACCUCAACGCAGACCAGAGAGACUUCAACUUGGCUGACCUCAAGUUCAAAGAGGUGGCCAACCAAGUCAACAACGAUAUCAACAAGGUGUGUAUGCCACUCGGCCUCCACACUGCAUUCCCUGACAACAACCUGCAGCUGAUGGUCCAGUCAGGAGCCAAGGGAUCCACUGUAAACACCAUGCAGAUCUCGUGUCUGCUAGGUCAGAUUGAGCUGGAGGGCCGUCGCCCACCGCUGAUGCCUUCUGGGAAAUCAUUGCCGUGCUACCAGCCCUAUGACCCAUUGCCUGGAGCAGGGGGCUUUGUUUCUGGAAGGUUCCUCACAGGCAUCAGACCACAGGAGUUUUUCUUCCACUGUAUGGCUGGCCGAGAGGGACUGGUGGACACUGCGGUCAAAACAUCCAGAUCAGGAUACCUGCAGAGAUGUGUCAUAAAGCAUCUGGAGGGGUUGGUGGUCCAGUACGAUCUGACCGUGAGAGACAGCGAUGGGUCUGUGGUCCAGUUCCUGUAUGGUGAAGACGGGCUGGACAUCCCAAAGACUCAGUUCCUCCAGUCAAGACAGUUCCCCUUCAUAGAGAACAACUACGAGGUGAUCAAAAAGUCCCAGGCCCUGGAUGACGUUUUGUCCCGGUUGGAUCCUCAGGCUGCAUAUCAACACUUUGCAAGCAUCCAGCGCUGGAAAGCAAAGAGAGAGCGGCCGUGUCCACGACAAGGGGCGUUCCUGCUGUUCUCCCAGAAGAAGCUGGCCAAGCUAAAACAGGCUGAAGGAGGGGGAGCAGAGCUGACUGACGGCAGAGACGCUGCAACACUGCAGCUGAUAGAGCGCUGGCGCUCCCUGGAUGAAGCUAACAAAUCAAAAUACAGCAGGAAGUCGUCUUGCUGCCCUGACCCCAGUUUGGGUCUGUUUAGGCCUGACAUCUGCUUCGGAUCUGUGUCGGAAAACUUCCACAGUAUCACAGAGAAAUACCUGCAGAACACAGCCAGGAGGAGCCAGGACGGCCUGGACGCUGACAGCCUUCGUCAGCUGUUGCAUUAUAAGUGGCAGCGUUCGCUGUGUGACCCGGGCGAGGCAGUGGGCUUGUUAGCAGCCCAGUCAAUAGGUGAACCCUCCACCCAGAUGACCCUCAACACCUUCCACUUUGCUGGCAGAGGAGAGAUGAACGUCACCCUGGGAAUCCCCAGACUUCGGGAGAUCCUGAUGACGGCCAGCCCCAGUAUUAAAACCCCCAUGAUGAGUGUCCCAGUGCUGAACACCAGUAAGGCCUUGAAGAAAGUCAAGACUCUUCGCAAGAAACUCACCAGAGUCUGUCUGGCUGAGGUCCUACAGAAGGUAGAUGUGGUUGAGUCCUUGCGGAUCACGGACAGAACUCAGCAGAAGAUGCGGACAUUCAAAGUCACCUUCCACUUCCUGCCUUGCGAACGUUACCGUGACGAUAAGCUGCUGACACCACAGCAGAUCCUCCGCUACAUGGAAACAAGGUUUUUCCGUUUCCUCCUAGAGGGCAUCAAGAAGCGCAGUGCCAAACUGGCCUCCAUCGCUGUGGAUACAAGGAAGGCCACACUGAGAGAAAAGGACCAGGAUGGAGAGGGAAUUGCUGGGACGUUAGAUGACGGUGCAGGAGAGGAGGAGAGAGAGAUCGUCGACGAUGAGGGGAACGAAGGAGACGCCGAUGCUUCUGAUGCCAAACGAAGAGAGAAACAGGAAGAGGAGGUGGACUAUGAGAGCGAGGAGGAGGGAGACGAGGCGGAGGAGAGGGAAGAGGAGCAGGAAGAGGAGGAGGGUGAGGGGCAGGAGAGGGGCGAGCAGAGCAGCUUGGAGGCGAGCCAGUCUGCAGGAAGCACAGAGGAGGGGAGAAAGAGACGAGGAAAACGAGCAGAGGCAAGAGGAGAAGAACAUCAGGAUCCAAUGAGAGUGAACGCUGUUCUGGACUCCAACUCAGCCAUAGAGAGCUACUCCUACGACAGCCAGCACGGACUCUGGUGUCAGGUGGACCUGGUCCUGCCGGUGAGCAAGGUGCACUUUGACCUGACCUCCAUUUUGUCAUCGCUUGCCCAGAACGCUGUCAUUAUGGAAACUAGGGGCCUGACCCGCUGCCUGCUGAGCGAGACGACCACCAAGACGGGGGGGAAAGAGAUGGUUCUCAACACGGAGGGAAUCAACAUGCAUGAAAUGUUUAAGCACAGUGAUAUCCUGGACAUCAACAGGCUGUACUCCAAUGAGGUCCACGCCAUGGCUAACACCUACGGGAUUGAAGUGGCCCUGAAGGUUAUAGAGAAGGAGAUCAAAGAUGUGUUCGCCGUCUACGGUAUUGAGGUGGACCCGCGGCAUCUGUCCCUGGUGGCAGACUACAUGUGUUUUGAAGGUGUUUAUAAACCCCUCAACCGUCACGCCAUCCAGUCGAACUCGUCGCCCCUGCAGCAGAUGACCUUUGAGACCAGCUACAAAUUCCUCAAACAAGCCACCAUGAUGGGAUCCCAUGACCACCUGGUGUCUCCCUCAGCCUGCCUGGUGGUGGGGAAGGUGGUCAAAGGAGGCACUGGACUAUUUGAACUCAAACAACCACUGCAGUAGAACAGAUACUGCACUGACCCAUCAGUUUGAAUGGGAAACAAUGUUUAAGGCAACUUCACAUGAUGGACUGAUUCAAUGAUACUCCAGAGACCUAUAGUAGGAGUUCACAGCAACAUACACAAUGCCAUAACCAGAAACUUUGAUUUGGAUGGACGAAUAACCAAUGGUAUCAUUUUUCUAUUUGUAUUUAAUAAAAUGGAAAGUUGAAAUGUGAGCAGGGAGUGGUGUUAUUUUACUGUUUGUGUUUCACAGGGUAUGAUUUACCCAAUUAAACCCCUGUCAAAAUGUC